UACUGUCUCUCUCCUGCUGUCUCACUUGUGUCUCCUGUCGUGGAAAUUUAUCAUGAGAUUAUAAAUACUGAGUUUCUGAGACGUUGUCUUUGAGUCCUCAUGAUUCAUUCUGCAGAGAGGGACACAGUCAGUGGCUCAGAGUGAAACCAUUAGAAAGUUAGAAAGGAGGGUUUUACUUAAUGUGAUAACCAGGAAACGAGACACAGCGGACAGUCGGCUGUCUGUCCUCACUGCUACAGAGAGAGGAAUCGAACCCAGUGGCACAGGUCGCAAAAAGGUCAACAGGAGGUGAAGGUACCAAGUUAGGGCCUGAACUUUGAUCAUCAGCUAAGUGCACAGAAAACAGUCCAAACAGCAGGAAGACAUUGAUCCCAGUCGGAAGACUUUGAUCCCAGUUGGAACACAUUGAUCCCAGUUGGAAGACUUUGAUCCCAGUUGGAACACAUUGAUCCCAGUUGGAAGACUUUGAUCCCAGUUGGAAGACUUUGAUCAGUGUAAUGUCCCAUGACCGUCCGUCUCGUCGUCUCCCUGCAGAGAUGGAGGAGAAGACACUGUCCCUCGCCGCUGUCACCGUGCUGGCUGUUCUGGAGCAAGCUUAUUUCUCUCUACAGGUGAUCAGCAUCAGGAGGAAGUUCUCUGUGACGCCUCCGGCCACGACCGGCCCACCGGAGUUUGAGAGAACCUUCAGAGCUCAAGCAAACUGCUCCGAGUAUUUCCCCAUCUUCAUCAGUGUCCUGUGGACGGCCGGAGUCUUCUUCAGCCCAGGUCUGUCCUCGCUGUGCGGGCUGCUGUAUUUAUACGGACGUUUCCGUUACUUUCGUGGUUAUUCGGAGUCGGCUCAGGGACGUCUGGCUCCGCUCUACUUCAGCGCUCAGGUUCUCUGGGCUCUGAUUGGCCUCUCGUCUCUGGGCGUCGGCCUCUCGUUCUUCAGAGUUCACCUGAACGUGGACGUCCUGCAGCAGCUUGGCUCCGCCCUCGACCUGCCCUGAGGUCAAAGGUCAAGAGAAGACAUGUUGUGUUCGAUCCAGGAAGAGAACACAGGAAGUGAACCUUUUAGAUAAGAAAGAUUAAAAGUCUGAAAACAGGUUCUUUAACCCCCCAACCCUAUGUCCAUAUAUUUAAUUAUGAUAUAUUAAUUUUCAUUUCUGCUUAUGUCUUUGAUAAGAAAAUAAAGUCGAUGGCUCCUAAGAUGUCGUUUUCAAAAUUGUCUGACAAAGAAAUACAAAGAAAACCCAAAUAUAUAGAACUUAAAUAAAAGAAACAAACACAAAUGCAUCUCGUUUUUUAUCAGUUAAGCAAUAAAUCAGUAAAUAUAUUGUAUACCUAAACAAUCCUCUUACUUUUCCAUAUUUUGUUAAAAGUAAAACCAACAUAUGCUGAGUAACAGAUUUUUGUCCCAAGCUGGAGUUUUAUUGUGAAGGAGAAAAGAGCGAUUUAAGUGUUUCAUCAUGUGAGUGUUUCCUGACUUUGACAAAAUAAAACGUUUCUCUUGU
Molecule: messenger RNA, 1493 nt
Organism: Pleuronectes platessa (European plaice)
Lineage: Eukaryota; Metazoa; Chordata; Actinopteri; Pleuronectiformes; Pleuronectidae
Gene: ltc4s
Product: leukotriene C4 synthase
Exons: 5
Coding region: 498-989 (163 amino acids)
Biological process (GO): leukotriene biosynthetic process
Cellular component (GO): membrane; endoplasmic reticulum; nuclear envelope
Molecular function (GO): leukotriene-C4 synthase activity; glutathione peroxidase activity; enzyme activator activity
Source: RefSeq, a predicted model, not a curated record